UAACUUCUAGUCAGUUCGAGUCCACAACGAGUUAUUUGCAUAAAAAUUCAAGUAUAAAUUUUCAAUUUGGAUAGUUACAAGUAAAUAAGUGCACAAAUGUUUAUAAGAGAGAUUACACAUCAAUUGCGGCCCAAGAAGCCACCGCAAAGCACUGGCCAAAAAAUGGCGCCAUAUGUGGCUGCUGUCAAGCGGGGACCCUACACGCUGACCCAUCCAGUUUAUAGUAAUCCGGAGCCCGAGGAUAAGAACGCCAAGAUGCACAGCCAUACCUUUAACAUCAACAUGAAUGCCAUGAAGAAUAAUCACAAAUACCAUCAGCGAGCGAUUCCUGCACCGGUGAGCAAAUCGCGAUUGACCAGAAUUAAAUCCCGCUCCCACUUGGGAUUGAAUGAGCAGCGGGAUUUGUAUCGUCAGCAUCGAGAUCGCCUGGCCAAUAUCAAGGGCAAGGUGAACACCUGUUUGCCACCGCCCAAGCUGAAGCACACGGAGGGCAAUGGCAUGGAACUUUCCUAUAUGGAGAUGCUCACUGCCCUCUAUCGGAAAAGCAACAACACAUUGCGCACAUUCACCAAGUCACCGGACCGCUUGGCCGCCGGACGCUGGAGGAAUGCCAGCGUAGCCCGGGAGAAGGAACGGAGACAGCAGGAGAACAACAAGAAGUUUAAUGCAGGUGGCAAUUUGUUUGAUCCCAAUUUGGGUAAAUCGCAUCGGAACAAGGCAAAGGUAGCCAAGGCCUUCAGCUAUGAGGUGCCGAUGCAUGUGCUCCAUCGAUACGAGGAUCUGAUGAGCAUCUGUGAUGUGAGCGUGCUGUGCAAGCUGUUGCGUCCCCAAAUCUACAUGGACUUGGACGUGAUUGGCACACAAAUCAAGGGUCGCCUGGCCAUUCAGCUCUUCACGGAGGCGUGUCCCCAAGUGGUCUUGGAAUUUAUGCGCAUCUGCACCCAUCAAGGCAAUCAAAAUAUUAGUUUCACCCGCAAUUUUGCUCCCAUUUGGCUGGAGGGAUGCAUUUCCCUUGAUCCUGAGCGCAGCAUCGAUAUGAGCAAUAUUGAACAUGAUUUCGAAGUACUCAACCAUGGCGUCGAUGCGGGCAUUCUCUCCUUUCCCAGCCGCUAUGUCCGUGGCAAUGCCCGGACUGCACUCACCUUCACCAUUAGCUACAAGCCGUUGUCCAUUCUGAAUGGCAAGCGCAUUGCCUUUGGCAAGGUUCGCAAGGGACUGCAGCUGCUGGAAAGGAUUCAAGAUGCCACCGCACAUCUGGGCAAGAAUCAUCAACUCGUUGUCCUCAAAAGCUGUGGCGUGCUUUAAAGAUUCUUCAAAUCGACGAAAUCGACGAAUCGAAGAAUCGAUUGUGAAAAUUUCUUGUAGAGACGAGUUUUAGCUAAUUCAGCUAUUGACGCUUACAUACACGUUGUGUAGGGCUUAUUAUAGUUUUUAAAUUUUUGAAAUGCAUGACACAAAUAUAAAAUUGCAUGUUCAUUAUUAUUAACAACACAAA
Messenger RNA from Drosophila innubila, 1495 nucleotides. RefSeq lists its product as uncharacterized. The record is from RefSeq and is a predicted model, not a curated record. The transcript has a single exon. Gene Ontology annotation, biological process: protein peptidyl-prolyl isomerization. Lineage: Eukaryota; Metazoa; Arthropoda; Insecta; Diptera; Drosophilidae. Bases 97 to 1305 code for a protein of 402 amino acids. Gene Ontology annotation, molecular function: peptidyl-prolyl cis-trans isomerase activity.